Messenger RNA from Cuscuta epithymum, 2389 nucleotides. The record is from the annotation of a GenBank genome assembly. NCBI's taxonomy places the organism in Eukaryota, Viridiplantae, Streptophyta, Magnoliopsida, Solanales, Convolvulaceae.
GUUUCGUUCUUAAUAAAGGCACCAGUUCACCACUACAAUACUCCAACAACAAGCCAUGUUCCCAAUUUCUAGGUGUCCUAGUCAAGGUUUGUUGCAUCCUCCACUUCUUCGUCCUUAGGUACCCCAAGAAGAUAUAAGACAUUAUUACAUCUUAUCAAGAUCUCUUCAAGGAUUUUAGUGGAUUGUCCAUCAACGUAUUCCUCUGCAUUUCCUAACUGCAAGUUCAUAUACGAAUCAGCAGAGACAAGAAACCCUUUGUACUCCAUUCCGGCAUUCCCCACUUGAGUUUUGCAAUAACAGUCUUCCCAAUCAAACUGUUCAGGAAGAGUUUGGGAUUAACUGGUUCAGGAAGGUGUCUUCUCUGGUGCUAGCUUCUUCUUAGCUUGUUUCUUCUAAGCUUUUGGCAAUACAGAUUCUGAUAACCAGAACUCUUGAAGUCUUGGAGAGGUGGAGCUGGAGACUGGAGUGUUGGACGCUGACUCGAAGGCUCAACGGAACUGCGGAACCGCAGAAGGCUGCGUUAGUUUACAGUCGUGAGCCGUGGGUAGUUCUUCCGUUUCAAGCGUGUUAUAACUCGUUGGAAAGAUCAUUUUGAGUUCUAGAACUAUUGUUCCGACUUCAUUUACAGUGCAUUAAGCAAAGGUAUAGAUCAACCCGAAAUUCACAAAAAAUUCCGAUUUCACUCCGAAAUUGUGUAGUAUUUGAUGUGAUCUUUUCUUACCGUAUUUUGUUCUGUUUAAAGCGUAUUUGAUGUCUAAUGAAAGUAGAGAAGUAAUACUUGUGACCUUCUAUAAUUUGCCAAGAAUCACUGAUUUAAAACUUUAAACUUUUUCUGUAAAAAAAACUUUAAAUUUUUACUAGCCAAAAAAAACUUUAAACUCUUAAAUGACAUUCAUCAUUUUUUCCAAAAAAAAUGACAUUCAUCAUUUUUAUUAUCUGCGUGGCAACAUGAAGUACGCCUAAAAUGAAAUGAGAAGUCAAGUUGACCCACAAGCGAUCCACCUUUUGUUUGACCGGCCAGAUCCUAGCCGCAUUAAAGAGUGUUUAAGUUUGGAGUGUUUUCAAAUGAUAGUUUCUGCUUAAAUUAAUCACUUAAAAGCUAAAAGCUAGAAACAGUUAAAAGGGUGCUUUAAACUGCUUCUCAUUUUUUCUAUUACACAAAAAGUACUUAUUUUACCAAACACUACCAACUUUUACUUUUUCAGAAUCAUUUUUUUCUCAAACACUUCCAACUUUUACUAUUAAUCACUUUUCCCAAAAUCACUUUAAAAAUCACUUUUCUAAAGUUGAAGCAAUCGCAAACACUCCCUCCCUUCAUAUGCAGUUUACAACUCAACCGAAGCUUCCGGAAGCAAGGUCCGAGAGAAGAACCCUAACGGCCCGUAAUUAUAUACAGCAGAGAACUGUGAAUUCAUUUUCGCCAUUGAUACACCAUUGAUACUGCAUUGUGAUCGUUUUAAAUAUCUUUUCUGCUGUGCAAUUGGGAUCCAUUAUUGUCACUCCUCUCUUCAUCAAUCAAGACCGAUAUUUAAUAUCUGUGGUUAUUCGAUCCACAGUUGUACUCCGCAAUAGAAAUGGAAGGGGGUGGAGCUGCCGCCGAGGGAAAGCCCAAGGAUCCGGCGGCGGCGUCAUAUACCUACUGGGUUAGGGAAAAGACAUCAGACGCCGCACCCCUUCCCGUUCCCCGGAAGCUCAACCCUGAUUACCAACCUAACAACGAAAACCCUGCCCGGCUUGGCUCCGCUUGGAAUUCGGCUGGAACUUGGGAGGAAAAGAGUCUAGAUAAAUGGGCUGAUAAUAGAAUUAAGGAAUUGCUGGAGUCCAUGGGGUCUCUGGAAAUGUGUGGAGGCAAUGCUGAAAUAACCGAAGUAACAAAAUGUAGUGGAGAUGCAUUCUUGGUGACUGUACGUAACAGAAAGCGUGUUGGCUACACGUAUGAGCUAACACUAGGGGUGAAGGGGGAGUGGCUUGUUGGAGCUGAGAAGAAGGUGGUCAAAGGUCAUAUAGAUGUACAAGAGUUUUCAUUUGGUGAACUGGAUCGCUUGCAGAUCAAGGUUAGACUAAAUGAAGACAAGGAUCUUGAGCACAAAGAUAAGCAGCAAAUCAGGCACAAUUUUGAACAGUUUCUGCAACCUCUCCGUGAAAAAUUACUUCAGUUUGAGCAGGAACUUAAGCAAAAAAACUAAGGAAUUCAAAUGUUCAUCUACCUUAGCAUGUACCAGCAUUUUCUUUUUUCAUUUUCUCUUUCUGAAAAAAGACAUUGCCAUUUUGAUUCCUCAAUAUAAUUUAAAACCCUGUAAGUUAUAUUCCCACUAGACUGGGAGCUUUUACAUUGUUAUUGUGGCAAAAUUACUUUAUGGACAUUUGACAAAUUUUGGUGUUUGUUGAA